GCCCCAAGUACUUUCAGCCCCCGCUGGUCACACUGCUCGGCUCUCCUCCUGCCCCCCAGCUCUGAGAUGAUGGGUGAAGAGCGCACAGACCUCGAGGCCCAGAUCGUCAAGGACAUUCACUUCAAGGAGAUUGAUCUGGUGAACCGAGACCCCAAGAACAUUAACGAAGACAUAGUCAAGGUGGAUUUCGAAGACGUGAUCGCAGAGCCCGUGGGCACCUACAGCUUCGAUGGCGUGUGGAAAGUGAGCUACACCACCUUCACCGUCUCCAAGUACUGGUGUUACCGCCUGCUGUCCACGCUGCUGGGCGUCCCGCUGGCCCUGCUCUGGGGCUUCCUGUUCGCCUGCAUCUCCUUCUGCCACAUCUGGGCGGUGGUGCCCUGCAUCAAGAGCUACCUGAUCGAGAUCCAGUGCAUCAGCCACAUCUACUCGCUCUGCAUCCGCACCUUCUGCAACCCGCUCUUCGCUGCCCUGGGCCAGAUGUGCAGCAGCAUCAAGGUGAUGCUGAGAAAAGAAGUCUAAGGUGGGGCGGGGCAAUGGGGCCAGCGGGGCAGGGGCAUCA
Molecule: messenger RNA, 562 nt
Organism: Otolemur garnettii (small-eared galago)
Lineage: Eukaryota; Metazoa; Chordata; Mammalia; Primates; Galagidae
Gene: CAV3
Product: caveolin 3
Exons: 2
Coding region: 67-522 (151 amino acids)
Biological process (GO): regulation of membrane depolarization during cardiac muscle cell action potential; caveola assembly
Cellular component (GO): caveola
Molecular function (GO): connexin binding; transmembrane transporter binding; molecular adaptor activity
Source: RefSeq, a predicted model, not a curated record